GCGCGGGAAGGCCGCCAAGCCGCGGGCCGAGCAAGUCGAUGAGUCGGUGCUGGAGCUAGGCGCAAGCAGGAGGUUCGGUAGGCGUUUGAGCCUUAUUCAGGAUGCUGUGUUCACUGCUCCUUUGUGAAUGUCUGUUGCUGAUAACCGGUUAUGCUCAUGAUGAUGACUGGAUUGACCCCACAGACAUGCUUAACUAUGAUGCUGCUUCAGGAACAAUGAGAAAGUCUCAGGUGAAAUAUGGUACAUCAGAGAAAAAUGACGUGAGUCCUGACUUGUCAAAUACUGAGGAAUUGUCAGAAUGUUUGAGCAGACUUGAUUCUUUAAUUCAUAAGAUUGGUGAGUGUGAAAAGAAAAAAAUGAAAGACCAUAAAAGUCAAAGCAAUCCUGUUUUUAGGAGAUAUUUAAAUAAGAUUUUAAUCGCAGCUGGCAAGCUUGGACUUCCUGAUGAAAACAAAGUUGAUAUGCAUUAUGAUGCUGAGAUUAUUCUUAAAAGACAGACCUUAUUAGAGAUACAGAAGUUCCUCAGUGGAGAAGAAUGGAAACCAGGAGCCUUGGAUGAGGCACUAAGUGAUAUUUUAAUUAAUUUUAAACGUCAUGAUUUUGAAGCAUGGAAGUGGCGAUUUGAAGAUUCCUUUGGAGUGGAUCCAUAUAAUAUGUUGAUGGUCCUCUUGUGUCUGCUGUGCAUUGUGGUAUUGGUAGCUACUGAGCUGUGGACACAUGUUCGCUGGUAUACCCAGAUGAAACGUGUUUUUAUCAUCAGUUUUCUCUUCAGUUUGGGAUGGAAUUGGAUAUAUCUAUAUAAGCUAGCCUUUGCUCAGCAUCAGGCCAACAUUGCCAAGAUGGAGCAAGUCAGCAAUGUGUGUGUUGAGAAAAUGGAUUGGACUGGAAGUCUCUGGGAAUGGCUUAGAAGUACAUGGACUAUGAAGGACGACCAAUGCCAAAAGUACUAUGAGCUCUUAUUAGUCAACCCUAUUUGGUUGGUUCCACCAACAAAGGCACUGGCAGUUACAUUCACUAACUUUGUAACAGAGCCAUUGAAGCACGUUGGAAAAGGAACGGGUGAAUUUAUUAAAGCGCUCAUGAAGGAGAUCCCUGUGUUACUUCAGAUUCCUGUCUUGGUGAUUAUGGCAUUGGCUGUCCUGAGCUUCUGCUAUGGUGCUGGAAAAUCAGUUCACAUGCUCAGACAUUUAGGUGGUCCUGAGAGAGAUCCUCCUCGGGCGCUUGAGCCAGGUGAUCGAAGACGGCAGAAGGAAAUUGACUAUAGACUUCAUGGCGGAGCAGGUGAUGCAGAUUUUUAUUACAGUGGCCAGACUCGUUCCAUUGAGCAAGACCCUUAUGACAGAACACUUGAGUGUAAAAGAGAUGUUUUGAGAAAGAGAGACGCUGGUUCGACAUUUCAGACUGGCAACAAGAGCCCUGAAGUGCUCCGGGCAUUUGAUUUACCAGACACAGAGGCACGAGAGCAUCCAGAAGUGGUACCCAGUCAUAAAUCAGCCAUUGUGAAUACAGACCUCAAAGCAAUUAUUAGAACCCCAGGAGAAAGCACCCUGCUAGAACACAGCCAGUCUGCCAAGUCUGUUUCUGGCCAAGUGGUACCUGGGACUGUGGACGGCCCAUCUACCAUGGAGAAGGCCCAGCUGAAGACUGACUCUGAAUGCAGCCCACAGGCAGGCGGGGCACACAGCCCAGGAGGAGCUGGAGCUGCCACAGGUGGGAAGGAUCCUGUCAGCAGCCCUUGCGGCUGAAGGAACUUGGACACAGGCCACAGCUCUGAAGUCAUCUUUGAAUUUUGUAAAGUAUACUCUUAACUCUUCAUUCUUCCCUACAAGUUUACAAAGGUGCCAACUUAAAUCACUAAUAAUUAUACCAACCAUCAGAAUAAGCAAAUACACACACAUUUAUAUAUAUCAGCUUUCUUUUACUUUCACCUUCUCUUAGAUGUUAAGAUAUAAUGUUAAUUUUGGAACAGGGUUUUGUAGAAUUCACAUUUGUAAAUGAAUACUAUGGCAAAUUACAUUGUAGAUAAUUAAGGUGACUGACUAACAAUGAUGAAGAAAUUUUGUUAACUGGCACUUAGAGGAACCAACUAAUCAAAGUGUGUGUUAGCUAAUGGAAGUCCUGUAAUAGUUUACUAAGAAUAAUAUUUUAGUUUUGAAUUAGAAUCAAAAUAUUCCCAUUACAAUGGGUACUUGAAAACAUUCGUAAAUGCAGUUCACCCCCUUAUGCACUCUGGCAUCUGAUGUAGCCACAGAGUACAUGUUACUAGUGUCGGUCCAACUCUGCUUCUAGGUAGGCCACCACAGAACAGUGUGACUUUGUGGUUACUGCGCCUGCUUCCUUAUCAUACACUUACUUUACGCCUCACUAAGACAGACCUGUAGACUGCCUGGUUCAGUCAAUACCCUGACUUUGGGAAUGGCUGUAUUCUUUCUCAAUAAAGUGCACAGGUUUUAGAAGAUCUUUUCCCAUGUUGAUCAGAACCUAGCAGUUGAUACUAUUAGAUAUGACUAGCUUAUAUUAUGGCAAGCCAUAUUGUCUUGGCUAGAUAAAAUUCUAAUUUUUAGAGAGCUGUGGCUAGAGAACACUAUGAGAAAACCAGAAACUGCAGAUAGGUUGUCAAGCAACAUUUUUUAAAUCAACCAGAAACUGCAGAUAGGUUGUCAAGCAACAUUUUUUAAAUCAACAUAUUUCUGAUUUUAAAAAGCAUUCUCUAUUU
Molecule: messenger RNA, 2716 nt
Organism: Nannospalax galili (Upper Galilee mountains blind mole rat)
Lineage: Eukaryota; Metazoa; Chordata; Mammalia; Rodentia; Spalacidae
Gene: Clcc1
Product: chloride channel CLIC like 1
Exons: 11
Coding region: 102-1745 (547 amino acids)
Cellular component (GO): membrane; endoplasmic reticulum
Molecular function (GO): chloride channel activity
Source: RefSeq, a predicted model, not a curated record